Molecule: messenger RNA, 1768 nt
Organism: Nothobranchius furzeri (turquoise killifish)
Lineage: Eukaryota; Metazoa; Chordata; Actinopteri; Cyprinodontiformes; Nothobranchiidae
Gene: cyb561
Product: cytochrome b561
Cellular component (GO): lysosomal membrane
Molecular function (GO): oxidoreductase activity
Source: RefSeq, a predicted model, not a curated record
AUAGUGACGUUUACGUAUGAUUUUUGACUGCCAUAGCUGAAUCAUCUUUUUUCAGUCCCUGGCUAAACACACGCGCGCGCGCGUGCGCGGCCUGUGUGCGUUGAGGACGAGGGGGGAGGCGGACCCACCAGUCCUCUCCAGACCUCCUGAGUCUGUCAGACAGAAGCAGCAGGGGUGAUGGAGGAUUUAAGCCCCCGUCAUGGCGGCUCCAUGUUUGUAGGCCUGGUGGGAGCAUCGCAGGUGCUUGGAUUGCUGUCCGUGGUCCUGACUGGGGUAUGGAUGGGUCACUACCAGGGCGGUUUUGCUUGGGAUGGCUCAGCACAGGAGUUCAACUUGCAUCCUCUUUGUAUGGUGCUGGGUCUGGUCUUCCUGCAGGGUGACGCCAUCCUGGUCUACAGAGUAUUUCGUAAUGAGGCGAAGAGAAACGUGAAGCUGCUUCAUGGCAUCAUUCACCUUUUGGCCCUCAUCAUCAGCAUUGUUGGGGUGGUAGCGGUCUUUGACUUCCACAGAGCCAAUCAGAUCCCAGAUGUGUAUUCUCUGCACAGUUGGCUUGGCCUGGCCACCUUGGUUCUGUUUUGCCUCCAGUGGGUGAUGGGUCUGAUGUUCUUCCUGUUUCCUGUUGCCUCAUCAUGGGUACGAGCCAUGUACCUCCCUGUCCAUGUGUUCUGUGGCCUGGCCCUGCUGGUCAUGGCCAUCAGCACCAGCCUGCUUGGUAUCUCAGAGAAACUUCUCUUCAGCAUCAUGUCAACAUACUCUCAGUUCGCCCCUGAAGGGGUGCUAGCCAACACCUUGGGGAUCCUCCUGGUCUUCUAUGGAGGGCUGCUGUGUCACCUGGUCACCAGAGAGGAAUACAAACGUCCUCCAAACCCCGAAGAAGAGUCUCUGUCAGUCCACUUUAAGACUCUGGCAGAAGGAGGGUCACCUGCCUCACCCUGACCCAGUGUGGAUGCAGCAUUCACUGGAGCCUUUCUGCCUUGUGUUUAUGACUUAACAGCCACUCCCGAAUACGUUUACCGUAAGCGUUGAUCCUGCAGAAACCAGUCUAGUAACAGACCAUCUACUGGUCUCCUGGUUGGUCAGUUUCAGUUUCAUGGGAACUGUCAGCCUCCAGUCUACAAUCAAUUUAUAGAAUUCCUGGAGUGGAUUCACCUCUUUUACCCUAAAGCUACAGCUUGGUUAGAUCUGUGAGUAGAUCCAGCUGCCGAACCUGAGAAGUUAAAGGUGAAGGAAACAUCUCUUGCUUUAAACAGCAUCAGUUUUUUAGAGUGAGAUGAUGGUAAAGAAAUUUAAAAAAAAUCUUUGAAGAAAAGUUGAUAGAGCACACAAACCAUAUUUGACUGGUCUGAUUUUGUUUUAUUAUUUAGUAAUUAUCAUGUGGAAGCUAGUGGUGAAGUUCAUGUUUUCAAGGGAAAACCCCAAGGUUCUGAUCUCUACCUAAGCAGCCUUAAACCCAACCUGGAGGUUUGGGCUCCAUGCCUGACAGCUCUGUCCGCUUACGUUUGACUUCACAACAUUGUUGACGUUACUCCAGUAAAGUCUGUAAAGUGAGUUCAGUGUAAGAUGUUUAAAAGUAGAUGUCAGUCAUGCAAAAAUAGCCAAGCAUGGUUUCAGAUGGAUUACCAUAAAGAGUUGUGUUUGAUGUGCUUUUGUUUGAGUUCAUGCCUCCUCAUUAGUGCCUAACAGACCUUCAUCAUUUCUAUGUUGCUGGAUGUAUUUGUCUUAAUCUGCUUCUUUACUGUGUAAAACUCCUAAUAAAUGGUGCCAACCA